CGAUGAUAAUUAGAUGUCUGCCUACUCUCCACUAGCCGAGUUUUGCUUAGAGCCUCGAAGAGCUUCUCUUCAAUAGUAUUGGUGGUGUUCUCCUGGCUGGCAAAGCCCUGGUAUUCCCAGCCCAGAACUUCCAGUACAUUUCCAAGAAAUAUCAAGGCUGCCUGGCAUCAUAGUCUGAAAACCACCCGAAUAGCAAUUUACUUGACUAUAUUAAUCAAUAACACCUGUCAAGGAGAAGUAAUGGAAGCUCUGACGAGGCCAGAUCGAUACCAGUGGGCUAGUAUGAACUAUGAUGAUCGACUCAAAGCAGCUAUGGCCUUUAUCCGCCAUUGCGUAGAACAUGGAGGGGGAGAUCAUGCAAAACAAAGCCCUAUUCCAUCUCAGCUUGAUUCAUACACAAAAGCUUCUGUGACCCCUGUGACCAGACCCAUGCUUCCUGUAAUGAUCAAACAUCCUCAAACAGAACCUACUUUGCAACCAGUAAUCUUUGAAGAGCCUAGAGUUUUUUGGAAACCUGUGAUGAAAAGGAAGGUUCUCAGGCGAAGACCCAAUGGAGAAUUACAAGUGACAGAUGAAUCAAUUACCAGUGAACCCGAGUCCAGUCUAAGUGACCCCGAGUAUGGGGAUUUGAGUCAGAGAUCAUACAGUCAAACUACUCAGCAGGAAGAUGAAGAGUCUGAGGAAGAGUGUGAGCCAGAGAGCUCCCCAGAAUUAGAGGCUUCCUGGAAAUCUUCAGAAGAAAGCCAGAGUCAGAGUUCCCAGUACAGUAGUCCAUCAUCUGAGCCGGCUUUGGUCAUUACUGGCCACCCAAAGUCUUUCAUAUUGCCAAGAUUGGAGCACCUGAGCCGAAACAGAAUGAAGACUGACCGGGUAGCCCGUUAUUUGGAGCAUAAGCAUGACUGGGAGUCACUACGGCUCCCAGGGGAAGAUUCCAGGAGAAGUGCGCGGUGGAGCAUCCGAGAACAGAUGCUGUGUAAGACAGAAUUUCCUCCGAGGUCUCAGCACGUUUAUAUACCCAACAAUUACUUGGUACCUACUGAGAAGAAGAGAUCUGCCUUGCGAUGGGGAAUACGCUGCGACCUGGCAAAUGGAGUUAUGCCUAGAAAUUCUUACUCAUCCUAGAAUCCAGGGUCCCUUCAGCUGCAUUCACAGCAGAGUGUAUUGCUUAGUGUCAUCUAAAGUGUUUCUAUUUUGUUUCCUUUGAAGUGUAAAUCCUGCUAAUUAUUUUUUAAUUGCUUUGGCUUCCAGAUUGGUAUGUGCUGGACAGAAGAGUUUUUCAUUAUAAGGGCUACUUAAAUAGUUGUCCUGAACUGGAUCACUUUUAUGCACAUAUUGACCCAUAAGAUAAGAUGAACUGCAGCCUAUUGGAAUGUCAACAAGAACAGCUUUUUAUAAAUUAUCUUUUAUACCUAGUUCUUUGUAAAGCAAUGAACCUUAGUGUGAAGUCACUUUUUAAAAAUUUCUAACUUCUGGAUACUACAGUUAUUAAAAAUGUGUGGAAUAAAA
Molecule: messenger RNA, 1506 nt
Organism: Sphaerodactylus townsendi
Lineage: Eukaryota; Metazoa; Chordata; Lepidosauria; Squamata; Sphaerodactylidae
Gene: HYLS1
Product: HYLS1 centriolar and ciliogenesis associated
Exons: 3
Coding region: 241-1122 (293 amino acids)
Biological process (GO): cilium assembly
Cellular component (GO): centriole; non-motile cilium
Source: RefSeq, a predicted model, not a curated record